AUGCAGGAGCCAAGUAAUCAGUCCCGACAGGUUCAAAAUAGAAAGAAGGUUAAAACUGGCUGCAAAACAUGCAAGACCCGUCGCGUGAAAUGUGACGAAAGUCGACCGGCAUGUCGACGCUGUGUCUCUACUGGCCGAGUCUGUGAUGGCUAUGGUAUCUGGGGAGGGGGCGGGACUCCGUAUGGCCAGCCACAGAGUAACCGAGCCCUGUCAACAUACUGCACGCCGGUUCCAGCCGGCAGCAUGACCAGUGAAGAGCAGUCAUAUUUUGACUGGUUCGUGGGGCAAACCAACAGGAAGUUUGCCGGUCUAUUCGCCUCUGACUUCUGGGAGACCCUCGUCUUACAGGCCAGCGCACAGGAACCCGCCGUGCGUCAUGCCGUCGUCGCCUUGUCAGCAGCGCAUAGAUUCGAUUACAGUAAUGAGCCGUGGUCCAUUCCUUCAACCUAUGGCUUUGAUACGGAGCGGUUUACCUUGCAGCAAUACAAUAAAGCCAUUCACUACUUACGCUCCGCGACUGGGGGUACUCAGAAACACGCAGUGCGCGUUGCCCUGAUCACAUGCAUGAUCUUUGUUACUCUGGAGUACCUACGUGGACAAUACCAGAUGGGCAGUGCACACUUACGCUACGGGAUCCAGCUUCUUGCGAAUAUUUCAGCCCCACAGCCUCGGUCUUCUAUGUCACCGGAUGUCCUAAAUCCGGCAGAAGACUUUGCUCAUAAUGCCCUGAUCGAUGCAUACUCGCGUCUAGCUAUCCAAGCUGCCAUGUUUGGCCAUGUUCCCUCCCAUAUGUGUGUCGUAUCUCGAGAUCCACAAGUUCAUGCCAUCCCAUACACAUUUCCUUCUCUCUUUGAUGCGCGACAGACGCUCGAUGACCUCCUAAACAGGGUUCAUUGCCUCAAAAGACAUUACUAUAACAUCCGACUAUCACUAUUGCAAUCUGAAACCCCCAAUGCAGAGCUGGCUGAGACACAGCAAAAGAUCAUCACCGACCUAUCUCUCUGGUGCAAAGCAUAUAACUCCUCACUCAUCCGUCUCGAAGAAGAAGCAACUCACAAAUCCAAGUUCGGAACGAUCCUUCUACGUGUAUACCACGAAAUGACAACUAUAAUGGCCUCAGUCUGUCUAUCCAAUGACGAGAUGAUAUUCGACUCCCACACGCCAAGAUUCCUCGCUCUCCUACAAGGGUUCGUCGAUCUAUGGAAUCACUGGGCAACCACUAGUAUCGAGAUCAAAGAACUCAAGCAUAUAUUCAGCCUUCCGGAAUCAGAGGUUGGCUGCCACGGAUUCACUGUCGAGUCUGGGUUCAUCCCUCCCGUUUAUUAUACCGCGCUGAAAUGUCGCAUUCCUCGGAUCCGACGCCAGGCUAUUCGGAUUUUGCGCGCUGCUCCGCAUCGAGAGGGUGUGUGGAAUGGACCUCUCCUAGCUCAUAUCUUGGACGAGGUGGUGCAGCUCGAGGAAGGAGGGGCUUAUGCUGGAGAUGCCAGUGUGGAUGAGCCUAUGUACGUGGCUGUGCCCUCAGUGAAGGACUUUCCUCCACCGGGAAUUGAGGCAUCGAUGCGCAUAUCUGACUUGGCGGUGAUUCUGCCGGAGAUGGUCAAGGGGGACACGUUUAUAAGUUAUAAAAAGCAGCUUGGGGGUGGCCAGUGGGCGACAUAUAAGCAGAGAGUAAAGCCUGGCUGGACGAAAAGUCAAGGCUCUUUUUCCGGAUUCGUAUCUGUUUUGAGUAAGGAGGGUGGUUACAAAGACUAG
Messenger RNA from Penicillium odoratum, 1752 nucleotides. Its product is annotated as Zn(II)2Cys6 transcription factor domain-containing protein. Gene Ontology annotation, molecular function: DNA-binding transcription factor activity, RNA polymerase II-specific; zinc ion binding. Gene Ontology annotation, biological process: regulation of DNA-templated transcription. NCBI's taxonomy places the organism in Eukaryota, Fungi, Ascomycota, Eurotiomycetes, Eurotiales, Aspergillaceae. The transcript has 2 exons. Bases 1 to 1752 code for a protein of 583 amino acids. The record is from RefSeq and is a predicted model, not a curated record.